UGAAGGGCUCCUCCAAGGUCAUAAUGGGAGCAACACUGGCGAUGGUGGUGAGCCUUGCCAUUGUUUUGGCCCUAGUUCUGGUGCUGCUAGCUGAGCUUUACUGCAGUCUUUUACUUCGCCGGCGUCAACUAAGAUCCACCUCCAACACCACCACCUCUGCCACCUCUACCACCACAUCCACCACCAAUACUUCCCUGUCGCAGUCACCACAACCCCAUCAUCAACCGCCUUCUCUUCCUCCAUCAAGCUACUAUGCUCAAGGGGUCCUUCGGGCACCAAGAAGUUUCUUAUUCCCUGCAGUUUCACCCAGCACAGAAAACAAGUUGGCAGAAACAAGAAAAGAACGCUCUCAACUUCAUCGUGUCAUCGAAGUCCAUACCCAAGAAUUAAACCCAGGUCUCAGCCCCCAGCAAAUUGGUCUCAUAAACAUUUCACCUCCAUCAACUGCCUUGGUAUCUUCACCCCAUCAAGUUGACGAAAUCCCUGUUCAAAUUAGGAGCAGCAAUGCCUGUAACGACAGGGAAUGUGCUGGUUGUGGAGAACAUCUUGUUUACAUAUCUAAUCCCAUUUACGACAAUGAUGCAAGCAGACCAAGCAGGGUGGAUACCCCAUAUGAAACUCCUGAUUCUUCACCAUCACGUUUGGAAACAUGCGGUUCUAGUUCAGGUGAAGAAGAAAUAGCCUUACCAUCCCCAUCUGCUCCACAUUCAGUCCCCGGGACCCCUCCAUUGACUCCAAUGAAGAAGCUCCCAGCUAAGGCUUGUUCAGUUUCAUUGAGAGAUGCAAGGUCUCUGGGCACUUCAGGGAGUGAUUCUGUUAGUAACAAUGGCCUCUCAUCAUCAUCCUCAGGCUCUCCAUGCACAUCUCCUUCAUGGUGAUUAGCAUUUAAUUUUAUGUUAACCUUUACGAGUUGCAUGCCUGCAUUGUGAAUACGGUGAAAGCUAGAGUGAAGAAGUCCCUACCACCUUUUUUUCUCUUUUGCUGACAUGGCUACUGCUCGGUCACCCGAGCCCGCGCUUAUGCUAAAUAGAAUAAUCUUUUAGGUCAAGUGGGAGUCCCCCCCUCUCUCUCUAUCUUCACUCUGCAGAAAUGCCUCUCUGGUUUCAUCUGCUUGUAAUUGUACGGGGUGUUUUUGGACUUCCAACUGGGUUCUGGUGGAAGACUGAACCAACCAACCAAGCAUUAAUUUUGAUUUUUGUUUGUUUUUAUUGUAGACGCAUGUGAAGAGGUCAGGAUUGGAAUAGAAAAAUUAAAAAAAAAGAUAUCUGUUUUUGAGGGACCUCGGAUUCCUGUCUCGAUGCAUGAAAAGCACAAAACAAACUGUCACCUGCGAGGUGUUUGUCCACUGUAGAAUACGACCAGACCAGGAGGCCAGUCAUAUUGUGUUGUUUUUUUCCAGAUGUGGAAGAAGCUUCACUGUCUGCACUGCCUUAAUAAUUUCUCAGACCUUUUUUGGCCGUAGGAAUGGUUGAGUGAUUCGGGCAACACCCAGUUUUGCCAUUGUCGUGCCCACAAGGUUAAAAAGACACAAAUGCUGUCCAGUUUGUGGUCUGAGCUGCAUAAAGAUGUGUUGGAAACUUGCCUGGCAGUUUCAUUAAUUUUAUUUUCUUUUUAUGUCAGUUCAUCC
Molecule: messenger RNA, 1627 nt
Organism: Populus euphratica (Euphrates poplar)
Lineage: Eukaryota; Viridiplantae; Streptophyta; Magnoliopsida; Malpighiales; Salicaceae
Exons: 2
Coding region: 24-878 (284 amino acids)
Source: RefSeq, a predicted model, not a curated record